CAACAAUAAAAAGGUAAGAAAAAGUGCAUGCAAACCCAUCGUGCUCCGUUUUGUUUGUUUCAACAAUUUACAUAACCUCGCACUUGAGUCCACAAACACCGCCCUUCUUCUCCUGUUCCUGAGUAGGUGCAGUAUCCCUCAUGGUAGUCUUCAUCUGUCCGGUGGAUUCGGCACGAGGGCGGGUCUCGGUCUGGACUGGCGCAGGCGCGGGAGCAGCAGCGGGGACGACAGCUGGAACAGCAGCAACGGGCUCAGGCGCCUUAGCGACGACAGGCUCGACAACAUACGGCUCAGCAACAGUCUCCACAGCGACAGGCUCACUCCUCAACGCAGCACCCUCACUCGAAACAAGAACCGGCUCACCCAAGUUCAAAUCAUCCAACUUCUUCGUAACAACCUCCUCCUUCUUCUCCGCAACUACGGUUUCAGCGCCGUUCGCUUGGAUUCGGGGGCCCGAGCGUAGUUAAGCGAAGAAACGCUGAGCGUACUGGGCGAAGGACUCACCCUGGAU
Molecule: messenger RNA, 511 nt
Organism: Saitoella complicata NRRL Y-17804
Lineage: Eukaryota; Fungi; Ascomycota; Saitoellomycetes; Saitoellales; Saitoellaceae
Exons: 1
Coding region: 141-467 (108 amino acids)
Source: RefSeq, a predicted model, not a curated record